CAGAUAAUAAUGAUGCCUUUGGCCCCAGCCACACACUCUGACAGGAGACUGCUGGAACAGGGCUGGAAUACACGGAGCUGCCCCUUGGCUGGGGGGCAGAGGAUGUUCCUGGGGCAGGAAACUGCUCUCCGCCAGGGCCCAUCCUAAUUAAAUGGCACACAAAGAUGGAGCUGAUGCAGAAAGCUCAUUAACACCCUGGGUUAUUAGAGAGGCGGACAUGUGAUCCGGGUGGAAUCCUGAGACCUGGGAGGCAGCCAGCUCCCUUUUCUGUGCAGGUGCCAGCGCUAGCGAGGGCAUGAAAACGGCACCAUGACAUCCCCCUGCUCUGCCCGCCUACAGCUGAACGAGAACCUGCAGCUUAUGCAGGCCGGCUCCCUUAUGAGAAAAGUGAAAUCCCGCAGUUGGAAGAAACAGAGAUAUUUCAAACUGCAGGAGGACUGCAUGACUAUAUGGUACAACUCCAAGAAAACUGGGAAUACAAAGUCCACAUUUUCCAUCAGUGACAUUGAGACGGUGAGGGAAGGGCACCAGUCGGAAGUGCUGCAGAGCAUCGCAGAUGAGUUCAAGCCUGAGCUCUGCUUUACCAUCGUCUUCCAUGGACGUCGAGCAAACCUCGACUUGGUGGCCAACACCCCAGAGGAGGCUCAGUGCUGGAUCCAAGGCCUGGAGAAACUGAUAGAGACAGUGACAAAUAUGGACCAGAAGGACUUGCUGGAUCAGUGGAUCUGCGACUGGUUUCAAAAGGCCGACAAGAACAAAGAUGGAAGAAUGAACUUCAAAGAGGUCCAGGAUCUGCUAAAGAUGAUGAAUGUGGACAUGAGUGAGCACCAUGCUUACCGACUUUUCCAGAUGGCAGAUAAGUCCGAGUCAGGAACCUUAGAAGGAGAGGAGUUUGUGCUGUUUUACAAAGCUCUGACACAACGUGAUGAAGUGCUAAAGAUCUUUCAGGACUUCUCCAAGGAUGGGAAGAAGCUCACCCUGUUGGAGUUUGUGGACUUCCUACAGCAGGGCCAACUAGAGGAGGAGAACACCGAGGAGCUAGCCAUGGACCUUAUUGCACGUUAUGAGCCGUCAGAUACUGCAAAGAAGCUUCAUGCUAUGAGCAUAGACGGGUUUGUCAUGUACCUGUGCUCCCCGGAGGGAUCCAUCUUCAAUGUGGCCCAUGAGCAGCUCUACCAGGAUAUGACGCAACCAUUGUGCCAUUACUUCAUCUCAUCCUCCCACAACACCUACCUGAUGGAAGACCAGAUCCGAGGACAGAGUAGCGUUGAGGGAUACAUCAGGGCACUAAAACGAGGCUGCCGCUGUGUAGAAGUGGACACCUGGGAUGGACCUAAUGGAGAACCCAUUGUGUAUCACGGACGCACUUUCACAUCUAAAAUCCUUUUCAAAGAUGUUAUUUCCGCCAUCAACAAGUAUGCCUUCAGGGUAUGUGACUACCCAGUCAUCUUGUCCUUGGAGAAUCACUGUGGGGUGGAGCAACAGGACGCCAUGGCGCAGCACCUGAAAAGCAUUCUGGGAACCAAACUCAUCAUGAGCACCCUAGACGGUCGAAUUCCUACCUGCUUGCCGUCUCCUGAUGAGCUUCGAGGGAAGAUCCUAUUAAAGGGGAAGAAAAUCGGUCGAUUGGUAGACAGCCUGGAGGAGCAGCCUGAUGAUUCGGUGGGUGAGGUGACUGACGAGGAAGAGAAUGUGGAGGUGGAAGAGGAGCGAAACGAGGAUAAAAAAAGAGCAAAAAAAUCCAAAGAGCGCCUCUCUCAUCUGCUAUCGGACUGCGUAAUUUACUGCAAGAGCGUGCCCUUCGUCAGCUUCCAGCACUCCAGAGCCCACUACACACUUUACGAGAUGUCGUCGGUCACAGAGUACAAGGCUAGGAAGCUUGUCAGAGAACCAGGGAAUGAUUUUGUGCGACACAACGCCUGGCAGCUGAUGCGCGUUUACCCCACAGGACUCCGGACAGAUUCCUCCAACUACAACCCCCAAGAAAUGUGGAAUGUGGGGUGCCAGAUGGUGGCGCUGAACUUCCAAACGGCUGGAGUAGAGAUGGAUCUGAACGACGGCCUCUUCCGACAGAACGCUCGCUGUGGCUACGUGCUGAAGCCUUCCUUCAUGAGACAUGUAGAGACCACAUUCAAUCCUGACCAACCGCAGAGCACGGAAGGCUACUCACCCGUCAAUCUCUCCAUACUGGUGAUUAGUGCCCAGCAACUGCCCAAGGUUGAAAACAGCAAAGAAGGUUCUAUAGUGGAUCCUUUUGUGAGAGUGGAGAUCUUUGGGGUUCCCAUUGACCAAACCAAGCAGGAGACAAAGUACAUAGAAAAUAAUGGGUUUAACCCAAUGUGGUACGAGACACUACACUUCAAAAUCCACGUCCCUGAACUGGCGCUCGUCAGAUUUGUGGUAGAAGAUUAUGACAAAACCUCAAGAAAUGACUUUGUCGGACAAUAUACUCUCCCGUUCAAAAGCAUCAAAUCCGGAUAUCGGCACAUCCACCUCCUUUCACGGGACGGCACCAAGAUGCCUCCUGCCUCUGUAUUUGUCCACGUCCGCGUUACAGAUGCAUCGCAGCCCGAGCAAGACACGUAGUUGGAACCUUCCCAAUAAAGGAUCUGAGUAUUAGA
Molecule: messenger RNA, 2621 nt
Organism: Xenopus tropicalis (tropical clawed frog)
Lineage: Eukaryota; Metazoa; Chordata; Amphibia; Anura; Pipidae
Gene: plcd4
Product: phospholipase C delta 4
Exons: 17
Coding region: 310-2586 (758 amino acids)
Biological process (GO): lipid catabolic process; intracellular signal transduction; signal transduction
Cellular component (GO): cytoplasm; plasma membrane; endoplasmic reticulum
Molecular function (GO): hydrolase activity; phosphoric diester hydrolase activity; C-type glycerophospholipase activity
Source: RefSeq, a predicted model, not a curated record